This is a messenger RNA of Mytilinidion resinicola, 2357 nucleotides long. RefSeq lists its product as uncharacterized. Bases 352 to 2334 code for a protein of 660 amino acids. Gene Ontology annotation, biological process: amino acid transmembrane transport. Gene Ontology annotation, cellular component: vacuolar membrane. The record is from RefSeq and is a predicted model, not a curated record. Gene Ontology annotation, molecular function: amino acid transmembrane transporter activity. NCBI's taxonomy places the organism in Eukaryota, Fungi, Ascomycota, Dothideomycetes, Mytilinidiales, Mytilinidiaceae. The transcript is spliced from 3 exons.
CUGGUGCGAGCGCGAGAGGCGGGGUGAAUGGGCCCACCUCGUGAUCCAUCCUAUCUAUCCUCCAGCUUCCUAUCUUGCGCCCGCCCGACUAGAUAGACCGUCUUUCCUUCUGCGCGCAGCUUCACAAUGGAAAGUCCACCUUGAAAACUCUGCAAUCCUUAUUGUCCCCUGCAUCCCCAAUGUCAAUCCAGACGCCAUCCUGAUAGCUCCCGCUGUAGUUCGCCGCCAAUCUAGAGGCUGCUCGUGCCACUCCACUUUUUUCGCAGUUUCAUUUCCUACGUCUUCUGUCGUUCCCUCCAUCUUCAGACUCCCAGCUUUUUGCUUCCUCCCCAAGCAACUUGGGACCUAGAGAUGGACAUCAAGGGCAAGCGGCCCUCCACUUGGGACGAGUAUGAGCAAGGCCACCGGGGGUCGGUUGAAUCUGUGGGAAGCCGUGUGCAAUUCGAAGGGCUCGAGAGGCACCAGAGUGGCCAGAGCACUACCUCGACAGCCCAUUCGGGGUCUCCAGCUCGUAAUAUCAACCAGGGGGACCUUAGAAAACGCCGGUCGUCAAUGACUAUGCGAGUGCAGGCCCUCGCUGAUGCUGGUGGGGUGAACAGUAUCAACAACUUCGCGCGAUCAUGGCAACGAGCCGCGGGCUUCUUCGAGAUCACGCCAGCCAGGCCCUCUUUCCGCGUCGAGUCCGAUGACGAACACGAUCCCUUUCCUUCCCAAGGUCUACCACCACCAUCAGACCAGCGAUCUCUCUUACGAGCAGCUCUCGAGGAGGACGGCCGACUGCCAUCGGAGAACGUGUUUGACGAAGAGGUGGGGCCUUCGGAAGACACACGUCUACUACCUGAUCCUGUGGAGGAGCGUAUACAAGAGAGGAGAUCCGUCCGAGACGACAGUAUCUUCAGCAUUGAGCCUUCGCUGGCGUCCCCGUUUGGGGGCAGCUAUGGCACGUCUUAUGGCAGCCUCACAGCACGCGUGAACGAGCCUUCAAUGCGCCACGCUGGUAAAUUGUUCAGAGAACAGCAAUUAAAGGGUGUUUCCGAGCCGGAUAAAGAGCGGGAGCCAUUGAUCGUGAAGCAAAUUGAAGAGGAUGGCCACAUUAUCCAUGUCGUGGUAGGCCAGUCCACCCUGCCCCAGACAGUCUUCAAUUCGGUGAACGUAUUAAUCGGCGUGGGGCUUCUGAGCUUGCCCCUUGCUAUAAAGUAUUCGGGCUGGAUCAUUGGCAUGGUCUUUUUCCUAUACUCAGCUGUAGCCACAUCAUACACUGCCAAGCUACUCGCCAAAUGCCUCGAUGUAGACAGCUCUCUCAUCACAUUUGCAGACCUUGCCUUCGUCUCCUUUGGCCACAAGGCUAGAGUGGCUACAAGUGUUCUGUUCACAGUCGAGCUGCUAGCUGCCUGCGUCGCCCUCGUAGUACUCUUCGCCGACAGCCUGGACGCCCUAAUACCUGGCUGGGGUGUCAUCGCAUGGAAAAUCAUCUGCGGAAUAGUCCUAAUCCCCCUAGGAUUCUUGCCUCUCCGACUCCUCAGCUUCACCAGCGUGAUCGGAAUCCUGUCCUGCCUAGGAAUCGUCCUCGCCGUUUGGGUCGACGGAGCCAUCAAACCCCACCAGCCUGGCUCCCUCCGCGAACCCGCACCCCAAUACCUCUUCCCCAAGAACUGGCUCACCGUCCCGCUCAGCUUCGGCCUCCUCAUGUCCCCCUGGGGCGGCCACAGCGUCUUCCCCAACAUUUACCGGGACAUGCGCCACCCCUACAAGUACCGCAAUGCCGUCGACAUCACCUACGUCUUCACCUACCUGCUCGACCUCGGCAUGGCCUGCGUCGGGAUCCUCAUGUUCGGCGACGCUGUCCGCGACGAGAUCACCUCCAACAUCUUCCUUACCAAGGGCUAUCCCCCGGCCCUCUCUGUCUUCAUCGCUAUAUGCAUCGCUAUCAUCCCGCUCACGAAAGUCCCGCUGAACGCGAGGCCAAUCAUCAGUACCCUCGAGAUCCUCUGCGGCCUCGACAGCCGCGUCGUAGGGCACAGCGGCCCGAUGCUGGGCAUGUCUGGCAUGAGCCGGGGCUUCUUCAAGUUCUUCCUGCGCAUCGCCGUGACGGUUGUGUUCGUGUUCAUCGCGAUUGUGUUCCCGUCGUUCGAUCGGAUCAUGACGCUGCUGGGGAGUGUGGCGGGAUUUACGAUUUGCAUUAUUCUGCCGCUGGCGUUUCAUCUGAAGCUGUUUGGGAAGGAGUUGGGGGCUAAGGAGAAGCUAUUGAAUUGGGUGCUCAUUGUGAUCAGUGCGGUGAUGGCGAUUGUGAGUACGGUGUUUGCGUGUAUUCCGAAUCAGUUGCUUGGCGUGUGAGAAGGGUAGAGCUAGAUGAUGAG